AUGUCAGCAAUAUCAUCAAAAUCUCUUGAUGAGCAUAAUAAAAAAAAUGAUGAUAAAGGUGAUGAUAGUGAUAAUAGUGAUGAUAAUUAUAAUGAUAAAGGUUAUGAUAAUUUUAAUAAUGAGUACGAACAUGAUGCAGAUCUUAAUAAAAAUAAAAAUGAUCAAACUGAUCAAGAUAGUGUUAAUUAUGGUAAUACUGAAUCCAGAGAUCUUACUAAUAGCAGUACAAAAAAUAUUAAAGAUUCU
Messenger RNA from Cetraspora pellucida, 246 nucleotides. NCBI's taxonomy places the organism in Eukaryota, Fungi, Glomeromycota, Glomeromycetes, Diversisporales, Gigasporaceae. The record is from the annotation of a GenBank genome assembly.